AUGACACCGGGCCAACCCGCUCUCCACGGCAAACAAACAAGGAGGGUGGAGACAUCAAGGUUAAACAUACAGAUAUCAAGAACACCCUCGAACAAUAUACCUAAAAAACACGAGACAGACACAAACACUACUCACAAGAAACAGCUGCAAGAACACGUGCAGCCCAUAACUGAGGACACCAGGAGGCAAUACUCUCGGAGU
This is a messenger RNA of Iphiclides podalirius (scarce swallowtail), 201 nucleotides long. The record is from the annotation of a GenBank genome assembly. Lineage: Eukaryota; Metazoa; Arthropoda; Insecta; Lepidoptera; Papilionidae.